AUUUGGUGAUUUUAAAAAACGGCACCGCUCUGUGUUUGGCGAGAACAGUGAUAGUUCACAGUGAACCUCUCUCCGUAAAACGAACGAAGAAGUCUUCCAUGGAAGAAUACGACGAAGAAGUUCCUUCGUCGUCCGAUCCCAGUGAUUCCAGCGACGAAUUUGCUGGCGAAAGCGAAGAGGAGGAAGAGGAGGAGAACGACGACGAAGAACGAUCGGCGGUCAAAUCACCAACGUCCGAUGAAGGUAGGAAAUCGCAGAAUGUCGACGCUCUCUUGAGAGGUAACCUUGUUUUAAGAAGACAAUCGUUACUUCCACGAGUUCUUUCAGUGACAGAUGGGGCAGCUGUUGCUAGAAAACCCUUUAAACCCCCAUUCUCUAAUGGCUACCAUGAUCGGAAUGACCAGUUAGUUCAUCGUCUUUGGGCUCGCAAACGGUUUGUUCCUUGGGGCUCCUCAAGGCCAGCUUUGGUUUUGAUAACCAACCGUGUGAAUAUAUCUAGUGCUGCUGAGAAAGAUGUGUUGGAGGAAAGUGUGAGUCUGCCAGCAGGGAUCGACCCUUUGGUGUUGUGGCACCCUGAGGAAUCUGAAGAGCAGGCAGAUAAUUUGAUGCCAAUAGUGGUGGACCCAUUGCUUGUCCGUUUCCUUCGACCUCAUCAGAGAGAGGGGGUUCAGUUCAUGUUUGAUUGUGUUUCAGGGUUAUCUAGCACUGCUAAUAUUUCUGGGUGCAUUUUGGCUGAUGAUAUGGGCCUGGGCAAAACUUUGCAAUCAAUCACAUUGUUGUAUACUCUUCUUCGUCAGGGAUUUGAUGGGAAAGCAAUGGUUAAAAAGGCAAUAAUCGUUACUCCUACUAGUCUUGUAAGUAACUGGGAGGCUGAAAUUAAGAAGUGGGUUGGAGAAAGAGUUCAACUUGUUGCUCUCUGUGAAAGUACCCGAGAUGAUGUUGUAUUUGGAAUUGAUAGUUUUACAAGUCCCCAUAGCCCUUUACAGGUUCUGAUUGUUUCAUAUGAGACAUUUCGCAUGCAUUCUUCAAAAUUUAGUCACAGUGGAUCCUGUGACCUUCUCAUAUGUGAUGAGGCUCACAGACUGAAAAAUGACCAGACAUUAACAAAUCGGGCAUUGGCUGCUCUGGCAUGCAAGCGUCGCGUUUUAUUGUCAGGCACUCCAAUGCAGAAUGACCUAGAAGAGUUCUUUGCUAUGGUUAACUUUACUAAUCCAGGAAUCUUGGGUGAUGCUACAUAUUUCCGUCGUUACUAUGAGACACCAAUCAUUUGUGGAAGAGAACCUACUGCAGCUGAAGAAGAGAAGAAAUUAGGUGCGGAACGAUCUGCAGAACUGAGUUCAACAGUGAACCAGUUCAUAUUGAGGAGGACUAAUGCAUUAUUAUCAAAUCACCUCCCACCAAAGAUAGUUGAAGUUGUUUGUUGCAGGUUAUCUCCUCUCCAAUCAGAAUUGUAUAACCAUUUUAUACAUUCUAAAAAUGUUAAAAAGGUAAUUAAUGAAGAAAUGAAGCAGUCAAAGAUUUUGGCUUAUAUCACCGCUCUUAAGAAGCUUUGCAAUCAUCCAAAGCUCAUUUAUGAUACUGUAAAAAGUGGAAACCAGGGAACAUCAGGUUUUGAAGACUGUAUGCGCUUUUUCCCUCCAGAAAUGUUCUCUGGAAGAUCUGGAGCAUGGACCGGUGGUGAAGGGAUUUGGGUUGAACUGUCUGGGAAAAUGCAUGUCUUAGCCCGAUUGCUGGCCCAUCUGCGUCAGAAAACAGAUGACCGAAUUGUCCUUGUCUCAAACUAUACUCAGACAUUAGACCUUUUUGCUCAAUUGUGUCGAGAGAGAAGAUAUCCGUACUUGAGACUUGAUGGCACCACAUCAAUCAACAAAAGACAGAAGUUGGUAAACCGUUUCAGUGACCCAUUGAAGGAUGAGUUUGUGUUUCUCUUGAGCAGCAAGGCUGGUGGUUGUGGCCUCAAUUUGAUUGGUGGAAACCGACUAGUCUUGUUUGAUCCUGAUUGGAAUCCUGCCAAUGAUAAACAAGCUGCUGCAAGAGUCUGGAGGGAUGGACAAAAGAAGAGAGUAUACAUCUAUAGAUUUUUAAGUACUGGGACGAUCGAAGAAAAGGUAUUCCAGCGUCAAAUGUCAAAAGAAGGGCUUCAAAAAGUAAUUCAGCAGGAGCAAAAAGACAGCCUUAAGACACAGGGUAACUUUCUUUCAACAGAAGAUUUACGUGAUCUCUUCUCAUUUCAUGAGAAUGUGAGGUCUGAAAUUCACGAAAAGAUGAAUUGCAACCGUUGUCAAAAUUAUGAUGAAAGACCUGAGAGCGUGAGAGAGGAGGAUGGUUUUGAAUCAAAAAAUGAAGGUUGUCAGUCUUAUCAAAUGGAUUGUGAUGAUAUAGGUGGAUUUGCAGGCAUUACUGGAUGCUUGCAUAAGUUAAAAAGAUCUGAGAAACAGGUGGGGACUGCUUUGGAAGAGGAUUUAGGAAGUUGGGGGCAUCAUUUUUUCUCAACAUCAGUGCCUGAUGCUAUCUUUCAAGCUUCAGCGGGUGAUGAGGUCACGUUUGUUUUCACAAACCAAGUAGAUGGGAAGCUUGUACCUGUUGAAUCAAAAGUACGGGCAAAUAUGCAGGGAGUUGAAGCAAAUAAGAACCAAUCUGACAAAAGGGGAAAACUGCUCCAAAAACCCACGUUACUGUCUAAACAUCAACAGUCAGCCCCACCAGUUUCUAACAAAGGAGAUUCUAUCACCAGCAUAUCAUCAUCCUCUUCCAAGCCUUUUCAUCUGGCAGGUAUAAAAUCAAUGAGAACAUCAAAAGGCACACCAUCUGUAACAUUAAAGCCCAAACUCUCUAUUGGAAGUCAAUUACCCCUGAAAAGAUUGUCUCCUGAUUCUGUACAACAUGAUGAUGACUUUGAGUGAAAAAUUUUGGCGGCUCAAAUGAUUUGUUUCUAUUCACUAGGGUCUGCUUCUGAUAUUCUUGAAAAUCGAAUUGGCCAAUUUUUUUUUCCUUUCGUUUUAGAGAACACAAACACAUGCAAAUGAAAGCUACUUUUAAGAACUUGAGGAUUGUAUUCAGUAUCUUCGACAAUAGGAAGAGAGUCCAUUAGUAAUUUAGUACUAUGAAGUAAGCCCUAUGUCUAUUAUGCUAAGAGACUUUAAUAGGACAGGUUUUAGGUGACACUGGGAGCAACCAAUUCAGUAAAUGAAGGGGUAUACCGUAUACCACUGAUCUAACCUUGAAGAAUGAGCCAGUGAACCAAGUCUUGUGAAGAAAGACUAAAGAGGAUAAAAACAAGUUUAAUGCUAAGAAGAUGGGAGACAGGAGGGAGACCAUGCCCUUAAACCUAGCUUUUCCCCAUUAACCCAUGAAGUUAGUUCAAUGUCUUCUGGGGAUUAGUCAAUGUUAGUUUGAGAAUCUGCCACAUGUCCAAAAUCCAUUUAGAUAGCAGCAGAAAUGUGGAUAAACCAUGUGAGCAAUGAGCAUCAACAGUGUUUUAUUCCAGGGAGUGGAAGGACCCUGAAACCCUGGGAAUCCCAAGUUUUAAACUCUUUUUUUAUUUUUAUUUUUUUCAUUGUUGUGGCUGAGGCAGUAAGACUUAGACCACUUGGUUUCUAUUAUAUUAUAUUAAAAUUGCAGAUUGAGAGUGAGACUAGCUCAAGUCCAGAGUCUGAAGUUUGGGAAGGAUAUGAAAAAUUAGGUUUGUAUAUAGAUCACUAAAAUUUCUAGCCAGCUCAAUCUCAUGAAUUUUCUUUGCAUGCAGGUAACAAAGAAAUAGUCUCCAAUCUAAAUACCAUAGGUGUAAUCAUGGCACACAUUAUAGAGUGAGAAAUAGAUUAAAGAUUUUAGGAGUGGAUGGAUCUGAAAUGGCAUCAACUGAUCAUAAUAAGAGUGAAAGUCUGUUUAUUAUGUUUCCGUCAAUGUAACAAAGACAAGUUCAUGCAUGCACCAAGAUUCCUUGAAUUAAUUUAAAUCAAAGGGGCUAGAAGAGUAGGAUGAGGAAGAAGAAAAAUACAUCGAUAAAGACAAUGUAUAUAUAUAGUCACAACUAUGCCAAAUUGUUGGUGCCCCCAUUUAAAGGAGGUGGGGUAAGACUUGACUCACAAAGGGACAAAUCCAAGUAACAUGAGAUGCCAACUUCGCACGCCAUAUAAAACAAGCCCCCUACAAUAUAAUUGUGAGAGACUGCAUGUGCUUGGAGAAGGAAUAACUAUUUAAGAAGGCUUAGUUAGAGUGCUGGUUUGAAUGUUCAUGGCAUGCUUAAACAUGUUCAACAAUGAUCAACCAUACCUCUAUACCUCUCCUCUGGGCCCUAGAAUCUCCUUUUCCAAUGAUUUCGCAGACACCCAACAUCCCAUCAAGAAGCAUGAAACCAACUACAGAGAAGCACCUGUGUCUUCGGACUUUGAAUUCUCAGUGAAAAACAACAAUAUGACUUCUGCAGAUGAGAUCUUCUUCAAGGGGAUGCUGUUGCCCACCAAGCCUAAGAUGACCCUGCGAGAUGAGCUCCUUGUGGAUGAUGAUGAUGAUGAUGGGUUCAAGGAUGUGUUGCCAAGGCUGCAGAAGAGUUCAGGCAGGUGGAAACAGAGGUUUGGUCUGAAAAGAGGUGAUAAAAGUGAUGGGACUUUGGAAAGAGUUGUUGAGGAGAAGCCCGAGACUCAGCUGGAAGGGGCCAGACUUCAAAAUUAAGAUCAGGAAAAGGGUACUUCUAAUUGGAGGGUGCAGUUGUAGAGGUCUCCCUUCAAGGUUUAUGAUCUAAAGAUUAAGAGGUGGACUAUAUAUUUUCUUCUUAAUUUAUGGACUUGAUGGAUAACAAUUAGAUCUAAGGUGGAAUUUGUGGUUUGCUAAAUCUCUCCCUCUCCAUUUUUUUUUCUCUAAUUUUUCCUUCUUCUAUCCUCAAAGAAGGCAUUUAUCAAUUUCUAUUUUGUAUUUUCUCUAAUUUUUCCUUCUUUUAUCCUCAAAGAAUGGAUUUGUCGAUUUCUCUUUUGUACAAAGGUUUGCAUUUGAAGUGCUUCCAUGAGAUAGUAUCUAUUCUUAAUGUAAUUUAUCAAUUCUGAUUA
Vitis vinifera (wine grape) is the source of this 5042-nucleotide messenger RNA. Its product is annotated as protein CHROMATIN REMODELING 25. Gene Ontology annotation, molecular function: ATP-dependent chromatin remodeler activity; DNA translocase activity; ATP binding. Bases 99 to 2903 code for a protein of 934 amino acids. Gene Ontology annotation, cellular component: nucleus. The transcript is spliced from 22 exons. The record is from RefSeq and is a predicted model, not a curated record. NCBI's taxonomy places the organism in Eukaryota, Viridiplantae, Streptophyta, Magnoliopsida, Vitales, Vitaceae. Gene Ontology annotation, biological process: reciprocal meiotic recombination; double-strand break repair via synthesis-dependent strand annealing.